AUUUCUCCCCAACUGCUUGUCACCCUGACCUGCACCAUCUCUAGACUGCUUGUGGGGUUUCUGUCAACAAGUACUGGAGGGGAGAAAACUCUUUGGAGAAUAAUAUUUUAUUGUGGCCAUGCCAGAACCCACCAAGAAAGAGGAAAAUGAAGUGCCAGCCCCUACCCCACCCUCAGAAGAACCAAACAAAGAGAUGGAGGCCAGAACUGGACCAGCGAAAGAUGAAGAGGAUCCCUCCCCGCCUAGUGCCCUGCCUCCAGGUUUGGGUAGUCGGGCCCUGGAAAGAAAAGAUUCAGAAUGGUCUCUUGGCGAAUCACCUGCUGGGGAGGAACAAGACAAGCAGAAUGCCAACUCUCAGCUGUCCACCCUGCUCAUUGAAAAACCUCAGUCAGGAACGGUGAAAGUUGGUGAAAAUAUCACCUUUAUAGCCAAAGUCAAGGCUGAAGAUCUUCUUAGAAAACCCACUAUCAAGUGGUUCAAAGGGAAAUGGAUGGAUCUGGCCAGCAAAGCUGGGAAGCACCUCCAGCUGAAGGAGACCUUUGAAAGGCAAACUCGGGUGUACACAUUUGAGAUGCAGAUCAUCAAGGCCAAAGAGAACUUUGGUGGAAACUACAGAUGCGAGGUCACCUAUAAGGAUAAGUUUGACAGCUGUUCAUUUGAUCUUGAAGUGCAUGAAUCCACUGGAACUACUCCAAACAUUGACAUCAGAUCUGCUUUCAAGAGAAGUGGAGAAGGUCAAGAGGAUGCAGGAGAACUUGACUUUAGUGGUCUCCUGAAACGUAGGGAGGUGAAGCCGCAGGAGGAGGAACCCGAGGUGGACGUGUGGGAGCUGCUGAAGAACGCCAACCCCAACGAGUACGAGAAGAUCGCCUUCCAGUAUGGCAUCACCGACCUGCGCGGCAUGCUCCGGAGGCUCAAGCGCAUGCGCAGGGUGGAGAAGAAGAGCGCAGCUUUUUCAAAAAUUCUUGAUCCUGCAUAUCAGGUUGACAAGGGAGGCAGAGUAAGGUUUGUUGUGGAACUGGCAGAUCCAAAGUUGGAGGUGAAAUGGUAUAAAAAUGGUCAAGAAAUUCGACCCAGUACAAAAUACAUCUUUGAACACAAAGGUUGCCAAAGAAUCAUGUUUAUCAAUAACUGUGCGCUGACAGAUGAUUCAGAGUAUUAUGUGACAGCUGGUGACGAGAAGUGUUCCACUGAGCUCUUCGUAAGAGAGCCUCCAAUUAUGGUGACCAAACAGCUGGAAGAUAUAAACGCUUACUGUGGGGAGAGAGUGGAAUUAGAAUGUGAGGUGUCUGAAGACGAUGCUAAUGUAAAAUGGUUUAAGAACGGUGAAGAGAUCAUCCCCAGUUCAAAAUCAAGAUACCGAGUUAAAGUCGAGGGCAAAAAACACAUCUUGAUCAUAGAAGGAGCUACAAAAGCUGACUCAGCGGAAUAUUCAGUAAUGACAACAGGAGGACAAUCGUCUGCUAAACUCAGUGUUGACUUGAAACCUCUGAAGAUUUUGACACCUCUGACUGAUCAGACUGUACAUCUUGGAAAAGAAAUUUGCUUGAAAUGUGAAAUCUCUGAAAACAUACCAGGAAAAUGGACUAAAAAUGGCCUACCUGUUCAGGAGAGUGACCGUCUAAAGGUCGUUCACAAAGGAAGAAUCCACAAAUUAGUGAUAGCCAAUGCUCUCAUUGAAGAUGAGGGUGAUUACGUAUUCGCACCAGAUGCCUACUCUGUUACUUUGCCAGCCAAAGUUCAUGUUAUUGAUCCUCCGAAGAUCAACCUGGAUGGUCUUGAUGCUGACAAUACAGUAACAGUGAUUGCAGGAAACAAGCUUCGUCUUGAGAUCCCUGUGUCUGGAGAACCACCUCCUAAAGCCCUUUGGAGCCGAGCAGAUAAGGCUAUUACGGAGGGCAGCGGCCGGAUAAGAGCAGAAUCCUACCCUGAUAGCAGCACUCUGGUCAUUGAUAUUGCUGAAAGAGAUGACUCUGGAGUUUACCACAUACAUCUGAAAAAUGAAGCUGGAGAAGCUCAUGCAAGCAUCAAGGUUAAAGUUGUGGACAUCCCCGACCCUCCAGUGGCACCGAACGUGACGGAUGUGGGAGAUGAUUGGUGUAUCAUGAAUUGGGAGCCUCCUGUCUAUGAUGGAGGGUCUCCAAUCUUAGGAUACUUUAUUGAGAGGAAAAAGAAACAAAGCUCCAGGUGGAUGAGACUGAAUUUUGAUCUCUGCAAAGAAACAACUUUUGAGCCCAAGAAGAUGAUUGAAGGUGUGGCCUAUGAGGUCCGCAUCUUUGCAGUCAAUGCCGUGGGCAUCUCCAAGCCCAGCAUGCCCUCCAAGCCUUUUGUUCCUUUGGCUGUAACCAGCCCUCCUACUCUUCUGGCUGUUGACUCUAUAACUGACACGACUGUCACAAUGAAGUGGCGGCCCCCAGACCAGAUUGGUGCAGCAGGUUUAGACGGCUAUGUGCUAGAGUAUUGCUUUGAAGGAUUGAAGGAAAGAAGCUCCAGAGCACAUUUGGGGAAUGAGAAUGUGAAUGCAAAUGCGCCUCUGAAGGAGGAAAACCACCAUGGAGAAGAAACUUCUUAUGGAGAGAAAACUGCUGAAAAAGAAAUCCCAGGCCCCCGGAUUGGAUCAUCGCUGGCUGGGGGGGCAGAAGAGGAGAGGGGUGUAAAGCCUCCUGGUACAUCAGCAAAACAGUCUGGUGAAAAUGGGGAGGAUGCGUGUGAUCUAUGUGAUCUGCCAGCUGAGAACUGGAUAGUUGCAAACACGGAGCUGAUCGACAAGACCAAGUUCACCAUCACAGGUCUACCGACGGAUGCAAAAAUCUUCGUGCGAGUGAAGGCUGUGAAUAAGGCGGGUGCCAGCGAGCCCAAGUACUACUCUCAGCCCAUCCUCGUGAAGGAGAUCAUAGAGCCUCCGAAGAUUCGCAUCCCGCGACACCUGAAGCAAACCUAUAUCCGCAGAGUUGGAGAAGCUGUCAAUCUGGUCAUACCUUUCCAGGGAAAACCAAGACCAGAAUUAACUUGGAAGAAGGAUGGUGCAGAAAUUGAUAAGAAUCAAAUAAACAUUCGCAACUCUGAGACUGAUACAAUCAUAUUUAUCAGAAAAGCAGAGAGGAGCCACUCUGGGAAAUAUGAUCUGAAAGUCAAAGUGGACAAAUACGUGGAAAGUGCAUCAAUUGACAUCCAGAUUGUUGAUCGUCCGGGUCCACCCCAAAUUGUGAAGAUUGAGGAUGUCUGGGGAGAGAAUGUUGCUCUAACAUGGACACCACCAAAGGAUGAUGGAAAUGCUGCCAUCACGGGGUACACGAUCCAGAAAGCUGACAAGAAGAGCAUGGAAUGGUUCACUGUCAUUGAGCAUUAUCACCGAACCAAUGCCACCAUUAGCGAACUGGUCAUAGGGAAUGAAUAUUAUUUCCGGGUCUUCUCUGAAAACAUGUGCGGCCUCAGUGAGAAUGCCACAAUGACUAAAGAGAGCGCCGUGAUCGCCAAGGAUGGUAAAGUCUACAAAAAUCCAGUGUAUGAAGACUUUGAUUUCACAGAGGCACCCAUGUUUACUCAGCCUUUGGUUAACACCUAUGCUAUCGCUGGUUACAAUGCCACCCUGAACUGCAGUGUGAGAGGAAAUCCUAAGCCCAAAAUAACCUGGAUGAAAAACAAAGUUGCUAUUGUGGAUGAUCCAAGAUACAGGAUGUUCAGCAACCAGGGGGUGUGUACCCUGGAGAUUCGUAAGCCUAGCCCCUACGACGGAGGCACUUACAGCUGCCAAGCAGUCAAUAACCUUGGGACAGUGGAGAUUGAAUGCAAACUGGAGGUGAAAGGUGGGCUCUCAUUCUGCAGGCUCCUCUUGCAAGGUGUGCCUCCAAACAUAAUUGAUUCAUAUUUGCGAGACUUACAAUCAAGCAAUCCUGAGGAAUAUUGAGGGCCUGGGUACUGCCUCUGUACACUCUGCUGCUUUGAAAUCUGGUUGAAAUGAGAAAGCAUUCUCUGUUUUUCCACCAGGCCCCCAAGUGUGGUCUUUUUCUUUAAUGUUGAAGAGAAAAAAAAAUGUUUGCACAGAUUGCUUAAUUAAAAAUCGCAAACAAAA
Cynocephalus volans (Philippine flying lemur) is the source of this 4072-nucleotide messenger RNA. RefSeq names its product myosin binding protein C1 (gene MYBPC1). NCBI's taxonomy places the organism in Eukaryota, Metazoa, Chordata, Mammalia, Dermoptera, Cynocephalidae. Gene Ontology annotation, molecular function: protein binding. The record is from RefSeq and is a predicted model, not a curated record. The transcript is spliced from 32 exons. The coding region runs from base 119 to 3907 and encodes 1262 amino acids.